This is a messenger RNA of Pungitius pungitius (ninespine stickleback), 1602 nucleotides long. It is a transcript of the gene cdipt, whose product is annotated as CDP-diacylglycerol--inositol 3-phosphatidyltransferase (phosphatidylinositol synthase). Gene Ontology annotation, cellular component: membrane; Golgi apparatus. Lineage: Eukaryota; Metazoa; Chordata; Actinopteri; Perciformes; Gasterosteidae. The transcript is spliced from 6 exons. The record is from RefSeq and is a predicted model, not a curated record. The coding region runs from base 181 to 819 and encodes 212 amino acids. Gene Ontology annotation, biological process: phosphatidylinositol biosynthetic process. Gene Ontology annotation, molecular function: CDP-diacylglycerol-inositol 3-phosphatidyltransferase activity.
GUCAUGUCAUUGUCGCUGAUCGGAAACAGGAAAUCGAUGUUUCUCUUCUCCGAAGAAGUAAUCAUUCAGCGAACAUCCAACUGUCGCCGUUAGUUUCGUUGUCUCUUUCAAAUAACACUGAGCGACUGAAUCUACCGAAUCUACCGGACACCGACAGACACGGACCGGGAAGCAUCCAAGAUGGCGGAGGAAAACAUCUUCUUCUUCGUCCCCAAUUUGAUCGGUUACGGCCGUAUCCUGCUGGCCCUGCUGGCCUUCGCUCUGAUGCCGUGUUGUCCCUGGACCGCGGUGUUCUGCUACCUGCUCAGCGCGCUGCUGGACGCUCUGGACGGACACGCGGCCCGAGCCCUCAACCAGUCCACCAAGUUUGGAGCCAUGAUGGACAUGCUGACGGACCGCUGUGCCACCAUGUGUCUGCUGGUCAACCUGUCGCUGCUCUACCCGUCCUACGCCUUCCUCUUCCAGCUCAGCAUGUGUGUGGACAUCGCCAGCCACUGGCUGCACCUGCACAGCUCGACAAUAACGGGCUCCUCCAGUCAUAAGAACAUUGACCUCUCAGGGAACCCCAUCCUCCGGAUCUACUACACCUCCAAGCCGGUUCUGUUUGUCAUGUGCGCCGGGAACGAGCUCUUCUUCUGCCUCCUCUUCCUCCUCCAUCACAUCCAGGAGCCUGCAGCCUGGCUCUACUGGCUUCAGGGGCUCUGUGGGACCAUCUGCCUCCUGAAGACGGCCAUCAGCGUGGUCCACCUGGUCACCGCCUCACAGAACAUGGCCGCCAUGGACGCCGCCGAGCGGGAGAAGAGCAGGAAGACGCAGUGAGAGGGGGAGGAGCUAGUCAGCCAUGUUUUUUAUUUGUUUGUUUAUGUCCGUGCACUUGAGGGGACGGAGGAUUUAUGACCAAACACGGCGACGUCAGAUGAACGUCUGCUGGAUUAUUGAUCCGGUCGUGAUAAAUAAUACAGAACGAUUAAACUGUACAAACGAGAUCUGUCAUCACGCUUCAGUCACAGAGUGCUUUUCAUCCUCUGCAAUGAUGACCUCACACAUCAAAUAUAUUUAAGUCUGGUUCUGAAUGAGAUUAUUGCUGAUCCAUAUUUAACCAGUUUGACAAACAUAGUUCACUCUGACGCUUAAGAGAAAAUAUUUAUUGUUGUAUUUAAACUGCAGCUGUACCUGUCGGUUGGACAAAUAGACAUUUAUGCUUUAUCCUUCCCUCAUGUUUUGUGGACCUUUUAAUGAUCAAACCAUCAAUCAGCGAUCAACUAACUUUUGGAGAAAAUCGCUACGGGCAAAUUUAAAAUUGUAUUCCUCAAUGAUGAUGAUAUUCUAAAAUGUAUUUAUGCGAUUGUGUGAAGAGACCAAACAUGCAGACAAAUGUCAUGUUAAUCAGUUUUUGCUUUUUCAUAUCGUUCAUGUUUUGUGGUAGAAGUGUGUCCACGUUUAAACUGCUCAACAUGAAAAGACACCGUGUGUGUGUGUUUGAAGUGUUUGAAUAGAAUGUAUUAUAACAGUAGAAUAUACAAAUGUAUAUGAGUUGGUGGUAUAAAAGUGCACAUGGUUUGACUUAAUUGUGCAAAUAAAAACUGCCCACAUUUAUUUUCA